Vitrella brassicaformis is the source of this 4343-nucleotide messenger RNA. The record is from the annotation of a GenBank genome assembly. NCBI's taxonomy places the organism in Eukaryota, Vitrellaceae.
UCAGAAGUAUUCCACCUUCCCUGAUGGCGGCGGCGGCGGAUUGGCGGCGGCACGACGAGCCAGCUUAUCCAUCUUGCGCUGUCUGCACAGACACAGAAAGACACACUGAUCCUCCCGGAUUUGCCUUUCCCCGCCUCAUCCCACAAUCUCACUUGAUGUUCAUCCAGUCAUCCCGCAGGGUUAGCCUCAACCACACUUCAUACGUCAUCUGACUGACGCCCAGCAACCCCAACGCGCCAAUGAGCAACGCCGCAGCGGCAGCGAACACCACAGACGGGAGGCCAGGGUGGGAACCCUUUGCGCCUCUCGGGGCAGCGCACAAAUCAGCUACCAGGCUACGCGUGCGGGUGGCGAGGACCGCUAGAGGACAGCAAAAAACAAUGAGAAAUCUCAGCGUAUGUCUGUGUCAUGGUCGCUUAGUGGCUUACAGCAUGACUUGAGUGCCUCGAUGUCUCUUGCGGCCAUGAUGGGGCCGCCCAGUAUGCCGCUCGCGUGGUUGUUCAGCUUGGGCGCCAGCAGGUUGGUCAGGUCAGCAAACGCCGCGUACUGAUUGAUACAUGCGGAGACACACGACCUUAUUCGUUCGUCAAUGGCCUCCAUGUGCAUCUCUGCCUGGUUGUCUUACCUCGCGAUGCAGCAGGUUCAUGGUCUGGUUGAUCCACUCGAGCAUCGUCGCAUUGGUAUCAUAGAAAAUGCCAUCCAGCAGGACCCUUAGGCUUGGCCAAGAUGUGGCGUUCGUAUCAACCGUCGCGUUGGCCGUCACAUUCCCUCGCACCACCCCUACCCCAUUAGCCGACGUCCCAUUCGACGUCCUAUUGGUCGUGUUGCUUGCAGCAGCAGCAGCAGGAGGCGGACCCUCUGUCGUGGUGCUGAUGCUUGGCCCAUCCGCAGUAGCAUUCAAUGCAGCCGUUGGGGCCAUUUCCAGAGGUGUCGCAUCGUCAGCUGACUCAGAGGUGUCAGCCGUAGCUGCUGCCAUGUAUUGCUGAAUGAAUUGCGUGUCGAGGGCGAAAGACCUGGCCGAUGCGACUGGGAAUGGGAAAGUGAGCAGCUGCUCCUUCAACCGCGCAACACGGAAGGCCUGACAAAGGGUAGCAGAGGACAUGUGAAAGGGUAGCAGAGGACAUGUGAAGACGACACCCCCAGGGAGGAUUGAAAGUGCGCCGACCUCUGCGAUUGAAAGUGACCCGUAGGAGGAUAGAACCUGCAUGCACGCCACGCGGAACCCGGCGCCAUGGUAUGGGCCUGUCUGUCUGUUAUUCUGUCUGUGUCUCACUGCGCGUACCAAGUCUUCACUAGGGUAUGUGGCUGUGAUGUAUCUGCAGCUCGACGCGGGAUCGGCACACUCAUGCCAUGGUGGAUCCAGGCCUGCACCCAGCCAACCAAUUAAGAUGAAUGAGAACACACCCUAGUGGCUGGCUGCCUGCAGCGGGGCCGCUUUCCGUUACGUUACGUACUUGUGAAUGUCCAUGGAGGCCUCUCCCGAUUGAUUAGGAGGUUCAAGUGAUACGUAUACGUCCACAAACCAGGCAGCACUGCAUUAAUUAGAGACAGGAAGGACAGCAAACAAGCGACACCGUGUCCCGUAUACCACGCUCCUCAAUUGCUGCCUCAUUGACUCACGCUCUCUCGCUUCGUCCUCCUGGCCCGCAUACGCCGACGACGUGCGCAUGACAUCUGGGAGGAAUCCCUUGGCGUCGGUGUACGUGAAUGUCUUGCCGUCCAGCGCUGCCGCAUCCGUUGCGAGAGUCUCCAGGGCAGAGGGGUUCUGCUGAGUGGGCGGACGACUCAGACGCGAGAGAUCUAUCUCACUAGAAAACUCCAGGGCUGCAGCAAUGCCUAGCGCAUGGUUGAUGUUGCCGUCUCCAAGUAUGCACUGAGACACACACACAUGCACCAUGACAUACGCAGAGAAAUAGAUCAGAUGCUUCAGGGACUUGCAUAUCCUUCUCCACACCGUCUGGAGGAUGUGCGACACAUCGUCUUCUAUCGGUAUCCAGCCAUCGGGGGAGAUGUACCUCCCCCAAUACUAUCAAACAGACACACACAGGGGAGGAAAGGACCGGUCAGGUUCUCUUGUCGUCUGUUGCGUGAGUCCGUCAUUACGUCGGUCGUGAGAACCCGCUCUUCCAUGAGAUAGCACACGUCGUCCAGGUGCAUGGCCACCAGCACCAGCGCGCCACCCAGCAUCAGCAAAAACGCGGUGAACGGACAUGCCACCAGCCACAACACCGCAGACACAACAGCCAACCUUCCCUGUAUGCUGCGCACCGACACACACAGAAGCAACGCACCAUUCACUCACACGAUGGAUACCAAUCCCCCACGACCACUGACCGUUUGUUGAGUGGGUCUUCGUCUCCCCGCAGUUUAUCCUCUUUGUCGAUGCCCAGAAGCCGAUUCAAGUCAUCAUCAGAGUCAGACCGUAUGCCGAUCCUCCCGCCACGCACAGCUCCCGGUGCCUUCCUUUUCUCACCAGCACCACCAGCGGUGCUGGCAAUGCCGCUCUCGCAAAUGGGGUAGACUCUGGGCACGGUCGAUGAGCGAGGAGACACGUCGAUGGCUGCUGCUGCGGUGUGCUGCUGCGGUGGCUGUUGUGGGUUGUCGAGUGCCCACGCCUCUUUUGGCUGUGACGGGAGGGAUGUGGGGACGGAGAAGGGAUGCUCAACACCGGCAAGCACCUCAAUGUCAGACUGCAUCCGUCCUUGAAGCGAAAGAGUUGACUGUUAUGUGUCCCUGUCUCACCGGUUGCCGGAAAAGGUAUGUGAACAGGGCCGCCAUGGCGAUGCACAGCAGACAGGCUGCCACUGAUCAAUCAACACCCACCAAUGGAGAAAGAUGUGCACUAGUGAGACAGCCACACCUUGUUAACCAUUGUCUCAUACCACAUGCCAGAGCAGCUGUGUAGAGGCCACACUCGAGGUGCCACGCACUCUGGAACACACACAGAAAGACCCCCUUCGUAAGCAUAUUUAUGUCCAUGUGCGUACUUUGUCGAAUCGGUUCAUGAUUUUGUUGAAUUGCUUUUCGAGGUCGCUGACGGCUGAGCCGACCACUGACUGACAGAGACACACAGACACAGACACACACAUACACACACAUACGCACACACAAGAAUCCAUCAAAGAGGAUAGUGGCUGACAUGAGCAUGUUCAACGCGUUCUAUGCUGUCGUCCAGGUGCAGCCGAGCCGCAUUGGAGGGAUGAAUCGGAUUGGUUAGGGAAGCAGAUAUCUCGAGACGUGUCGUUGAUAACCGACCUGCAAACACACACCUACUCUCUUUGCAAAUGUCGACUUGUGGCUGAUUGACUGUCGAUUGUCGACCUGCCCAGCCAGUGAUGAUGUCAUUAGUGCGGAAUGUGUCGAGUGUGUCCCAUGCGCCGGUGCAGUAGGCGCAGUCAUGCUCCUGGUACUUCUGGAACAUCUCAUAGAUGCUUUUCAGGUCACUCGACGCAUUGCUGAACACAUCAACACCUGAAUGCAUUCAUUAGUGGAUGAACGAACACAUACAGGCAGGCAGGCAAGAAAGACUUGUCUCUAUCCUGCCGCACCGUCAGUGAUGUCCUGUGUCUCGUCGAUCAGCUGCGGCAGUACACCCCUGCCGUCCCUUAAGGGUCGGUAGACGUCAUGCAGCUUGGCCCACAGCUACAUGAAUCAACGAGACACACACAAAAAGCAGACAGACAGACAGACAGACAGAAAGACAGACUCGAAACCUCACGUCAGCCGCUGACUGCAACAGCAUUACUCACUCAGUCACUCACUGGUUCCAGCCCAAUCCACAUGUGUGCGCCGCUACCGCUCAGCGUCACCUCGAACAACUCGCGCAAGUCGCACUCGAUGUCGAUGAUCAUAUGCCCCCCGUUCACCGCCCAGAAGAUACUCAGCAUCGAGCACAGUAGGACAGUCACACCGAAGCCGACAAGCACCCCAAUCGUCCGCAGCUUCUUGUAUCGCCGCAGCACGUCCCUCCGCUUCAAGAAGCGACAUGGGCAGCACGGACAAGCCCUCCUGAACAGUAAAAACCAGAGCAAAUCAGCACCGAAUGCAGUCAGCAGUCACCCCGACUGCAUGAUACCAAUGAAAAGAGCACGGCUUCAACAUCAAGAAGCCGAGGUAAUAGACGGCGAGCAAGACGCCCCCAAGCAGUGGGACGCUCCACGAGGCCAGGCUCGUCCCGUAUGUGUUCCUGUCGAGCUUCAGCCUCCCCCCGUCCUGUUGCAGGUUGUUUGCGAAGGCCUGCCUGCCGAGCCGCAUGUCCUGGACAGAAAAAGGAGCCCCGAGCGUCGGCAGGCCUGGCCAUUUCAGCGGCUUGUCACGGCAGUAGUCGUCUAGCUUCACCAUCC